AUGCAACAGAAAAACGCAGCAAAUACCUAAAACACACAAAAACCCAAAACAACUGCAAGAGAGAAAUGCUGCAAAUUCACUCCACAAAACGUAAGAGUGCCAAGCCACUAGGGGGACCCAACCUGAGGGAUGGACCAGUCCUGUGGGACCAGACCCGAAAGACAUGAAGAAGAAGAAGAAGAAAAAGAAGAAAGUUGGCAAUAUUAUAGAAGCAACAUAGCUAAUGUUAGCGUGCUGGAAACUUUGAUUUAUAACAGCUUGUGUUUAUGUAAGGGAUAAUGCCUAACUAAUGUUAGACAAUAGAGGAGGACGGCAGUGGAGAGAGGUUCAAAUGAGACCACAACACAGAAAACACAAAUCAAACACCUAUAUAAUUUACUGAAAGUGUAUUAUUAAAAAAGGUCUUAUUUAAAUGUUCAGGAAAAUGAAAUAUCCACUCUCUCUGACGUAAUCUUGCCGAUUUAAUAAUCUCCUCUUUCCCCUCACAGAGAGUAGAGUGAAUUUGCAGCAUUUCUCUAUUGCAGUUGUUUUGGGGUUUUGUGUGUUUUUGGUUUUUGCAGCAUUUUCUUUGACAUUUGUUUUGUUGGUUUGUAAGUUUUUGCUUCUGCUUCGUUUCUGUGAUUGCAGCAUUUUUCUGUUGCUGCGUUUUUCUGUUGCUGCGUUUUUCUGUUGCAUUUGUUUUAUGUGUUUGUGUGUUCUUGGUUUUGCAUCAUUCCUGUGUUUGCAGCGUUUUGCCGUUUGCGGCGCGUUUGCCCUUGUCGGCCACCGUAAACCUCUCCAUCUCUGCCCAUUGAUCUGUGGAUCUAGCUAGGAGCAAGGCCAAAAGCACCUGUCAGCUACAUGCAGUAGGUGUGUAAUCCUAAAAAGUAUAAAAGAUAAUUUUCCUGGUCCCCUCCACUCCAAGUUAUGCAGUUGAACAGAUUAGACUUCCUGAAUGAACACCUGGUCACCUGCAGCCUGUGGAAGGUACCCAGAAUUCACUGUUUAAGGAUGGAAAAGCUACAGCAUCGAUUUGAGCAGUUAAACGCGGACAAACCUCAUCCUACCCAUAGAAGUGUUCUUCUUCACAGAAUUAGGGCACCUCACCUCUCGUUAUUGGCGUGCCCCAUAUUCUCACUAAUAAUUGCUGACCUCAAUUGUGGGACAUGUACCAAAGAAAACAAGUAAAACAGUCUCCUACCCUUGUGCUAAGGUCUUGGAUAUUAAAGCAAAAAUCCCAAAUAUCAUGAAUGACCACUCCUCUGCACUGACAAAACUGAAAACCAAGGUUGACCGUGCGUUGUGAAUGUGAAUGUGUGAUACCAAGAGAAAUAAAAUAAGAGUUGAAAAAGAGAAAAAAAAAAUUAAAUACUGCUCACCUGAAACAAAAAAGAAUAAACUCCCAAUCCAUGCUACGUAGUUCAUAAAAACCCCAGGUAUUUUCAAAAUGUAUUCAAAUAAUAACCAAGACGGGCUUUAAUUUUCUGAUAAAAAAUAAGAAAUAAAGAAGAUACACAUUAGAAUUAUUCACAUAAUGUGCUUCAUUGGUUACAUUUGCUGAAACACUUGGUGAUGUGCCACAGCAUUUUACUUUUUUAUAGGUACGUUUUAUAGGUUAUAUUCACAUAAUUAAGUUUAUACGUGUAUUAUGUCCUGCCCCGUAGCCUGUGCUCUGAUGGGUGGUGUGAAUGAUUAAACAGUGACGGAAAUCAUGUAAUGUGGAUGACAUAGCCCUGCAUAUAAAAUUAAGCAAUGUUGUUUGACGAACAGAAACGGUUGUGAAGGGAGGAGGGCAGCUAUGGGAGCGUUUCUUGACACAUAUUUUCUCUUGUGUGUCUACCUUAUCUUGUUUUUCUCUCCCUCUUUAAACUGUGUAUCUUCUUCUUUUCCCUCAUCUUGUAAAUUACGGAGAAAGUUUCGUCUUAGUGAAAUGCACAAGCCUGGCGAUGUGGUUCUAGGUGGGUUGUUUGAGGUCCACUACACCUCUGUCUUCCCUGAGCAGACAUUUACCUCAGAGCCACAACAGCCCAUCUGCAAAGGCUUUGACAUUUUAGGGUUCAGGCAUGCCAUGACCAUGGUCUUUGCUAUUGAUGAGAUCAACAAGAACUCCAAUCUGCUACCUAAUGUGACUCUGGGAUACAGUCUUUAUGAUAACUGCGCUACACUUGUUAUUGGAUUCAGUGGUGCAUUAUCACUGGCAAGUGGUCGAGAGGAGCAGUUUCUGCUUCAGGAGAACUGCUCAGGGACACCUCCAGUCUUGGGGAUUGUGGGUGAUCCCCAUUCUACAUUUACUAUUGCCACCUCCAAUGUGCUAGGUUUAUACAAAAUGCCCCUUGUGAGUUAUUUUGCCACAUGCUCCUGCUUGAGUGAUCGCAAACGAUUUCCAUCCUUCUUUAGAACAAUCCCAAGUGAUGCUUUCCAGGUGCGUGCUAUGAUUCAGAUUCUAAAACGCUUUGGCUGGACUUGGGCAGGCCUGUUGGUCACUGAUGAUGACUAUGGACUUAAUGUUGCCCGUUCCUUCCAAUCUGACCUUACUCAGUCUGGUGGAGGUUGUCUGGCCUACUUACAGGUUUUGCCCUGGGACCAUGACCCAAGUGAACUGAGGAGGAUUGUGGAUGCGAUCAAAAAAUCCACUGCUCGUGUGGUCAUAGUUUUUGCACAUGAGGCUCACAUGAUUAACCUCAUGGAAGAGGUGGUGAGGCAGAAUGCUACAGGCCAGCAGUGGAUAGCAAGUGAAGCUUGGACAGCAGCUACUGUGCUCCAGACACCCCGGCUCAUGCCAUACCUGGCUGGGACGUUGGGUAUUGCCAUCCGUCGAGGAGAAAUACCAGGACUCAGGGAAUUCCUCCUACAAAUAAGUCCUUACCAAAAUGACAUUAACUAUGAAAAUAACAUGGUGAGGCAGUUUUGGGAAUCCACAUUUCAGUGUAGAUUUGAUCCAGCAGGUUGGGUGGAAACAGGGGGACAACUAUGUACUGGACAGGAAGAUAUUGAAAAUGUGGAAACUGAGUUUUGGGACCUUUCUAACCUCAGGCCUGAGUACAAUGUUUACAAGGCUGUGUAUGCUCUGGCAUAUGCGCUUGAUAACAUUUUGCAGUGCGAGCCAGGGAGAGGGCCUUUCAGUGGGCACAGCUGUGCCACUUUGGAAAGACUGGAGCCAUGGCAGCUUGUACAUUAUUUGCAGAAGGUCAACUUUACCACACCAUUUGGUGAUGAAGUGUCAUUUGAUGAGAAUGGUGAUGCCAUACCAAUAUAUGAUAUCAUGAACUGGCUAUGGCUCCCUGAUGGAAGAACUAAAGUCCAUAACGUGGGUGAGGUUAAGAGGUCAGACUCCAAAGGUGAAGAACUCACAAUUGAUGAAAGCAACAUUUUUUGGAACUUUGAACCGAACAAGCCACCCCGGUCAGUGUGCAGUGAGAACUGUCCUCCAGGUACACGCAUGGCCAGAAAGAAAGGGGAACCUGUGUGUUGUUUUGACUGCAUUCCUUGUUCUGAGGGAAAGAUCAGCAAUAAGACUGAUUCCAUGGAGUGCACCAGUUGUCCAGAGGACUUCUGGUCCAGUCCUCAGCGUGACCACUGUGUUCCUAAGAAAACAGAGUUUCUCUCCUACAAUGAGCCUCUGGGUAUCUGUUUGACGACCACCUCAUUGCUGGGCACAUUUAUCUGUGCUGUUGUCCUGGGAAUCUUCACCUAUCAUCGAAGCACACCCAUGGUACGCGCCAAUAAUUCCGAACUGAGUUUCCUGCUCUUGGUGUCACUUAAACUGUGUUUCCUGUGUUCACUGCUGUUUAUCGGCCGUCCCAGGCUAUGGACAUGUCAGCUGAGACAUGCAGCAUUUGGGAUCAGCUUUGUGCUUGCUGUCUCAUGUAUUCUGGUGAAAACCAUGGUGGUUCUGGCUGUGUUCAAGGCCUCCAAGCCAGGAGGUGGUACCAGUCUGAAGUGGUUUGGUGCUAUGCAGCAGAGAGGGACAGUUCUGGUUCUUACUUCUAUCCAGGCCGUAAUUUGCACGGCUUGGCUUGUCUCUUCCUCACCAGCUCCUCAUAAAAACACUCAAUACUACAAUGACAAGAUAGUUUAUGAGUGUGUAGUUGGGUCUACCAUUGCUUUUGGAGUGUUACUGGGUUACAUUGCCUUACUGGCUAUCCUUAGCUUCCUGUUAGCAUUUCUGGCAAGGAAUCUUCCAGACAACUUCAAUGAGGCCAAGUUUAUCACUUUCAGCAUGCUGAUCUUUUGUGCUGUGUGGGUGGCCUUUGUCCCUGCUUAUGUCAACUCCCCAGGCAAAUAUGCAGAUGCAGUGGAGGUAUUUGCCAUCCUGGCCUCCAGUUUUGGCCUCUUGCUGGCACUGUUUGGACCCAAAUGUUACAUAAUCCUGCUGAGACCAGAGAGAAACACAAAGAAAGCAAUCAUGGGUCGAGGCACCCCCAAGUCAUAAAAGUAGGAUUAUCUGUAAAAUUAUUAGCUAGUCUGAAUCAGUACUUAUGUUGUAUGUAUUCAUGACAGAUCUGCUAUUAAAUGCAAAUGUACAACACAAGUAACCAGCUCUUUAAAUUAAAAAAAUGUCUUUUUUGUAAAUAAUCCUUGUGAGACUUUGAAAGGCUUUGCUUUAGUUUCUACCUGACAACCUAAAAGAUGAAAUUAAACAACACGUACUAAAGAGAAACACAAAGAAAGCAAUCAUGGGUCGAGCACCCACCAACUCAUAAAUGUAACAGUUAGAUUAAAAUGAUCAACUAGUCUGACCCAAUGUAUAUUUUGCUUUCAUUUAGCAGAGAACUGCCCUUGAAAUGACCAAUAUAACAGAUAUCUGACCUGCUUUUUAACUUUGUUUAUACUGUAAAGAAUACAUUUAGAAGAAACUGAAAGCAAUAAAAAAAUGUUUGUGUGAAAAA
Dicentrarchus labrax (European seabass) is the source of this 4868-nucleotide messenger RNA. RefSeq names its product extracellular calcium-sensing receptor-like. The transcript is spliced from 9 exons. The coding region runs from base 1778 to 4411 and encodes 877 amino acids. Gene Ontology annotation, molecular function: G protein-coupled receptor activity. Gene Ontology annotation, cellular component: membrane. The record is from RefSeq and is a predicted model, not a curated record. Gene Ontology annotation, biological process: G protein-coupled receptor signaling pathway. NCBI's taxonomy places the organism in Eukaryota, Metazoa, Chordata, Actinopteri, Moronidae.